Molecule: messenger RNA, 1137 nt
Organism: Suillus discolor
Lineage: Eukaryota; Fungi; Basidiomycota; Agaricomycetes; Boletales; Suillaceae
Exons: 8
Coding region: 1-1137 (378 amino acids)
Source: RefSeq, a predicted model, not a curated record
AUGGCACGUCGUAAACGCUCUGACUCGAUUACCUCGUCGGAUUCAUCAGCAUCCUCACGUAGCUUGAACUCGGUAUCAUCAGUGGACCCCUUACCUCCGAAGAAGGUACCAAAGAAGGGCACGAGGCCCAAGAAAAGAUGCCGUUCAUCAGAUAAUGAUGAGAAAAGGGCGAGGAAAAAGGAGUCCGAUAUUGAUCCUGACGAGGAAUUUCUCGCCGCUGCACGCUGCACGCUGUAUAGCGCGUUGCAUCGAUGUUUGGCUCUGCAGCAGCGCGAUGCUGCAGAGAAUGGUGAUCUAUCAGAAGAUGAAGACACCCAGGCUUGUCGAGAGAUGCGGCUCUCGAAGAUAUCACCUAAAGUUCAAGAACAAUACAAGAGGAACUAUGCGCGGCUACUUCACCUUGCUCCGAGUCUGAAACCUCUACUCGGCGACCCUCGUAAAGCCUCCGAGCUCAAUGAUAUCAUCAAGAAGAUGGAUGCUACUAUCUCAGGUACUCGCUCUGACGAUGCCUCACAUCUGAAGAGUCAAAUCGGCCAUUACGCGGCCUUCAACACCAAGGACCACCCAAUACGUCCAGCCAUAUACGACGGAAGUGGUUCGCAUACCCACUUGGGUAUCAACCACCCUGUUCUAGCGCGCUUUCUCUGUCUGGUCAGGGAACUCAAAAGAUUUUCAGAGGACGCUGACAAGGCACUUAAAGACAUUCAAUGUGGCAAGGUAAACUUGACUGCAUUUGCACUUCCCACAUUUCUAUGGGCCGGAGACCCACCAGGUCAAGAAUAUGACGACAACAACAUGUUCGAAGGCAUGUUCGAUGGCUACUUACUGGAGCGGACUAUGCGGCACAUUUUUACAAGUCCCUUGAGUGCAUAUGGAGGGGAGACACGCGCGACACACACCUGCAACGCCACUUUACACGACAUGACGACGGUGGAAGCAGCACAUAUUGCCUAUGGCUGCUUACAGGUUCAUUUUGGCAUCAGCGCCAAGAAUGCAUGGUCCGAAAUUGAUGGUGCCUUCAACUACCGGGAAUUCUACAACAACAUCAUCGAGCUGAUUGAAGAUUCACCUGAUCCGGAGUGGAAAGAGAGCCCAUUCAGUAACAUUUUCCGACUUAGUCGGACAGCCAAAGGUUGA